Messenger RNA from Musca domestica (house fly), 2679 nucleotides. Its product is annotated as choline transporter-like 2. The transcript has a single exon. Gene Ontology annotation, molecular function: transmembrane transporter activity. Gene Ontology annotation, cellular component: membrane. The record is from RefSeq and is a predicted model, not a curated record. Gene Ontology annotation, biological process: transmembrane transport. NCBI's taxonomy places the organism in Eukaryota, Metazoa, Arthropoda, Insecta, Diptera, Muscidae. The coding region runs from base 79 to 2568 and encodes 829 amino acids.
ACUUGACUUCAGUUCAGUUCGGUUCGAUAAUCGCGAAAUAGUCAACAAGUUUGAACGGAGAGAACGGAUCCAAAAGCAAUGGAUAAUCUUAGGGGACAACGUAUGUCCAUGAAAAAUGUAUGUCCUGAAGAAAUGGCAGAAAUGGCCGAAAUGUGGCGACAAUCUCGCCUCAUGGAGGAAAUGAUGGAUAAACGGCGCUCACAACACAUGGCCAUGAGAAACUCGGUGAUGAUGGACGAAAUAAGGCCACUCCAAAGGCAGGUGUCGCGCAAGGAGGCGGCGGCGCCAUCACCGAUGCCCGAAAUAAAUCACAAGAAACAUAGCUGUACCGAUGUCCAUUGUCUGAUUAUAUUUGUGUGCUUCAUUGUGGCCUGGUUCUAUAUAGCUCACUUUGCCCUUAGCCAGGGUGAUUUGAAUCGGGUGGUGCUGCCAACCGAUUCGAAAAAUCGUAAAUGUGGCAUCGAUUCGGGUGUGGUCAACAAACCGUAUUUGUAUUUUUUCGACUUGGACAAGUGUUUGGAUGUGGAAACAGCUCUGGGGGGCUGUAAAACGAAACAGGUGUGUGUUGAACAGUGUCCUCAGCAGGCGUUUGUGUGGGGCGACCAUGUGGCCGAUAGCGAACUGGAGAAUGCCAAAAACCUACUGAUCUGUGAUGAUGAUGUGGACAAAAAAGAAUUGCGCACGCGCGCCCAAAUUAAUUCUGCAGUGGCCCAGGGUCAUUGUAGCGCCUUGUAUGUGAAAAGUACGGUGGUCUUCAAUUACUGUAUGCCCUUUUCCAGCCAGGAUCUGUGCAACUUUCUGCCCGAUUCGUUGAAAAAUCGCAAACGGCGAAGUCUUCCGCCCCCAUCUGAGGCAUUGUCUUUGAAUGAUGUCUUCGAUAGAUACGAUGAAUUCAAGAGACGUACAGCCCAAUUUUGUCGUCGCAAUGAUACCACUCCCGAUGUAAUGCUCAAGCAAAAAGUGGAACAGACCCAUUCGAGUAGCACGAAGCUAAUUGCCGCCAUUAUUGCGAAAUUCGGCAGCAAUGACAGUGUGGGAAAUGAGCGUUUGGCCGAGGACAUAAAAAAGGAUUUGAAAUCAUCGUGGAAGGUUAUCGCCAUGGCAUUUAUCAUUCAUGUGACCUUGGCUUUGCUGUUCAUUGCCCUGCUGCGCUAUGUGGCCAGACCUUUGGUGUGGCUCUCCAUUUUUGGAGUUUUCAUUGGACUGGCACUUAGCCUGCUCUACAGCGUGAAACAGUACAGUUUCUAUAGCCGAUAUCCCACAGUGCCGCAGCACAGUGUCAACCUAAUGGCCAGCCUGGAGAACAUUGUGCACAACAAGGAUUUUUGGAUGUGGGUAUCGGUGUUGACGGGAGCGGUUUUCGUGAUUAUUCUGUUGGUGGUAUUGGUGCUGCGCAAACGCAUUGCCAUUGCCAUAGCCUUGAUCAAGGAGGCCAGCAAGGCCAUAACCUCAACCAUAAGCUCCAUAUUUUUCCCCCUCUUUCCAGGCUUCCUCUAUAUUUUGGUGAGCAUUUUAGCUGGGGUGGUGUUACUCUACCUCAGUUCGAUUGGCAACAACUCGUUUCGGGUUUUCAUGCAAUUGGAUGCCAACAACCCCUUGCCGGUGGAGAGCUGUGAAUGCGAUGGACCUGCCAUGUCAUAUGAGCUAAAUGGCAAAUGCUUGCCCGAUGUUUUUGAAGCCCACUGCCACAUUUCCAACACCAACAGAAGCUGUGUGGAGACAGUUUGUCGUUUUGCGGAGAUUGAGAAGACGCCCAUGGUCCAGUGGUUCACUUAUUUUUGUAUCUUCACCUAUUUUUGGGUGGUGUUUUUCAUAUCGGCCUAUGGGGACAUGGUGCUGGCCUGUACCUUUUCCAUGUGGUAUUGGACCUUUGAUAAGAAGAACAAUUUGGAAACGAUGCCAGUGUUUAAGGCCAUGGCCAAGACCACGCUAUAUCAUUUGGGAACGUUGGCCUUUGGUUCGUUGGUUUUGGCCGUGUGUCGUAUGAUUCGCUACCUCCUGGACUUCCUGGAGAAACGUUUGAAAAUGUACAACAACAAGCUGACCCAGGCCCUGUUGUGCUGCAUGAAAUGUUUCUUCUGGCUUUUGGAGAAUUUCCUGCGUUUUCUCAAUCGCAAUGCUUACAUCACAUGUGCCAUACACAGCACCAGUUUUUGUGCCAGUUCGCAAAAGGCCUUUGGCCUCAUAACCCAAAAUAUCCUGCGAAUGUAUGCCAUAGAUAAGGUGUCCGAUUUUCUGUUCUUUCUAUCGAAAGUCCUGCUGACGGCGUGCACCUGUUUUGCCACCCAUUUGGUUCUGACCACCUAUCCACAAGUGUUUAAUGUCAACUACCCAUGGGUGCCGAUCUUUUUUAUUAUCAUUCUGGGCUAUAUAAUGGCCGAUGUUAUAUUCAGCACCUAUAGCAUGGCGGUGGAUACGUUGUUCUUCUGCUUCCUGGAGGAUAGCAAUGAAAAUGAUGGAUCUGCCGAGAAGCCCUACUAUAUGUCGAAGAAUCUAAGCAAAUUGCUGAACGAGAAGAAUGCCCAGAAGAAGGUGAAGAAAAUGAGAGGCGAUUUUAUAAGGCAAUAAAAAAGAGUUAUUUUGUUUUUAAUCGAUACGCAUGUAUUUAGAGAUAUGUUAUAAAUAUUCAGAAAAUAAAAUAUUCGGAAUAUAAAUAUUCAGAAAUAUACAAAUAUUGGA